AUGAACUGCCCGACUCGCGACACGAAUCCGUCGGGAUUCGAAGGUUUCAACCAGAACCCACCUUAUCUUGCGCCAGAGCUUACAACCAGAGCCUCACUCGUCUGCGGUGGAAAGUCUGACGGAGCCUAUAAUCUUCCGUUACAUGUGUUGGCGCUGUUUAUCAUACUGUUUCAGACAUGCUCCUUUCCACUCAUCGUCAAGAAGUUCCCGGCAGUCCGGGUCCCCCAACAUUUCCUAUUCUUGUCACGGCACUUCGGUACCGGCGUUCUGAUAGCAACCGCAUUCGUCCACCUCCUCCCCACAGCGUUCACAUCCCUCACCGACCCAUGUCUCCCCGAAUUCUGGAACAAGUCCUACCCCGCCAUGGCCGGCCUCAUCGCCAUGAUCUCUGUCUUUGUCGUUGUCACCGUUGAGAUGGUCUUCAGCACCAUGAACGGCGGGUCCAUGGGUGGAUGUCAUUCCGCGGCCCCACUCACCGGUGGUGGUACCACACCAGGUCACUCGCGCUCAAACUCUGCAGUUAUCCCGACGAUUCAUGAAGAGGAUGCGGACGGCAGCGUCAUCAGGAUGAUGCCAACAAGGCCGACUAGACAUAGGCGCAGCGCGAGCAUUGGUAAACAGCUACAGAAGAUUGAGAGAGAUAGUUUGGACUUGGAUAGUCUUCUACCGACACCUACAAUGGCGGAAGGAUCAGAGGAAGAUGUAGAGGAUAGCGACAGUGAUGAUGGCGUAAACCAGGAGACAAGGGCACUGACUGGAGGGCCGGCGCGGGGUGCUGUAGUCAGACGGCCCAGGAGUAUGAGUGCCACUAGCAUCAGGCCGCAAAGAAUAGGAAGUAGAUUGACGGAAGCUCAACAGCAACAGAAGAAUUUGCUGCAGGUUAUGUUGCUAGAGGCUGGAAUUUUGUUUCAUAGUGUUUUUAUUGGAAUGGCGCUCUCGGUUGCCACAGGGUCUAACUUCAUAGUCCUCCUUAUUGCAAUCGCAUUCCACCAGACGUUCGAAGGUCUCGCGCUCGGCAGUCGCAUUGCCUCCCUUUCCGUGUUCCCAAAGAACUCGCCAAAGCCAUGGCUCAUGUGUCUUGCGUACGGUACCACCACACCCAUUGGUCAAGCCAUCGGUCUUGCAACCCGCAAGCUCUACGAUCCGGCUUCACAGACUGGGCUACUGAUGGUGGGCGUCAUGAAUGCGAUCUCCUCUGGCUUGCUGCUAUUUGCUGGGUUGGUGGAACUUUUGGCAGAAGAUUUUUUGAGUGACGAGUCUUAUGUGAUCUUGUCGGGAAAGAGACGGAUACAAGCCUGCGGCGCGGUUGCUGCGGGCGGAAUGGGUAUGGCGUUGAUUGGUGCUUGGGCUUAA
Molecule: messenger RNA, 1353 nt
Organism: Morchella sextelata
Lineage: Eukaryota; Fungi; Ascomycota; Pezizomycetes; Pezizales; Morchellaceae
Exons: 8
Coding region: 1-1353 (450 amino acids)
Biological process (GO): zinc ion transmembrane transport
Cellular component (GO): plasma membrane
Molecular function (GO): zinc ion transmembrane transporter activity
Source: RefSeq, a predicted model, not a curated record